Molecule: messenger RNA, 408 nt
Organism: Symbiodinium pilosum
Lineage: Eukaryota; Dinophyceae; Suessiales; Symbiodiniaceae
Source: the annotation of a GenBank genome assembly
AUGGAGGCCGAAGGAUUCGUCCGCUGGAGGGUGAAGGAGGAUGAUGAUUUGGAUGAUGCCUUGGCCGAAUACCAGGAUCUGGUCCACCAAAGUGAGACUGGCACGCUGCAGACGAGACAAGAAGACGAGGAAGAGGAUGAGGAGCAAGCGGCUCACCCUCGGAAGCGUCGGCGGCGCUUGGACAAGGAGGCUGCUGCUGCGGGUCGGGCUCCAUGCGCCAAGGAAGUGGAUCUGCACAGCAAAGCGCAGCGAGCGCGAUUUCUGCGGGUCGUUCGGCGGCAGGUGGAGUACUACUUUUCGGACAUCAACUUGAAGAGGGACUGGUUCUUCCAGGAGAAGAUUGCUGCCGAACCUGAGCCAGGGUGGCUAGAACUUCGCUGGAUCAUGUGCCUAGGCAAGAAGAGCUGA